Molecule: messenger RNA, 2200 nt
Organism: Nelumbo nucifera (sacred lotus)
Lineage: Eukaryota; Viridiplantae; Streptophyta; Magnoliopsida; Proteales; Nelumbonaceae
Biological process (GO): transmembrane transport
Cellular component (GO): membrane
Molecular function (GO): transmembrane transporter activity
Source: RefSeq, a predicted model, not a curated record
ACAGCCGAGACAAGUUGAAAAUUAGAACAAAAGAACAAAGAAAUAAAAGAAGCUGAUGAGUUGAUGGCUAGAGAAGAGCUAACGACAUCAGCAACAAGAAGUAAACGAUCGCCAUCGGGGACGACGAUACAAGGUUUACAAGAACAAAUUCCAGACUUCUCUCCACCAUGGGCGCUGCAGAACCAGUAAUGGAGGAACAAGGUAAGGAAAAUGGGGCGAGAGAAGAAGGUGAGAAGGAGAACAAGGUUAAUAGAGAUGCAAAGGAAACAGAUAAACAAGAGGUGGGUAUUCAAGAAAAAAUGGUGGAAAACUAUACUCAGAAGGAAUUCCAUGUGUCCAAUUUGAGAAAUUUGAAUCCAUCAAAUCCUCUGAGGAUUGUCGUUCAAGGUGGUCGAGUUCCAAAUAUCCCUCGAGGUCCAAAUGCCACUCGAGUUGCUGCUCCCGCUCCUGCACAGACUCUCUCAACUCCUCAACCACCGUUGAAUACACUGAGUUCAAGGGCUUACACGAAUCGAAUCUCUCUGUUUCUGUUUCUUCUACACAUGGUUGCUGCAGUUGGGCUGGUAUCGUUUCUUGGAUUCAAGGCGGUUCAAGGUCUCUUGAAAACUGGUGACACUCGAAGAAAAGAGAGAAGGAUAUUGGAGUUCUGGCUGCCACAAGUUGAAGGUUCAGCUAUUCUAAGCAUCAUUCUUGCCUUCGUAUGGCAAAAGGCAGUCAGAGAGUGGCCUCGAUUCAUGAUCAAAUUCAUAGUAUGGAGCAGCUUUGCGACAUCACUAUCUGCAGGGAUUCUCCUCCUUUGCUUCCAGAGGGCAACGACGGACGGCGUUGGUAUUGCCCUUAUCGGCUUUGCGAUCGGCAAUGGCCUCUAUGCUUGUUGGGUCGCACAGAGAGUUGGGUUCUGUGCAAAAAUAUUUAUAAAAUCUUUUGAACCAGUCUCGAAAUUCCCCGAUCUCAAUCAACCCACUUACUGGAUGCUCGGAAUUGGGUUCAUGUGGAUUUCUCUCUGGGUUUUAGCAGUUAUUGGAGCCUUGAAUUUCUACUUCCCCCCUUUGAUCAUAAUUGCACUGAUCUUGAGUUUAGCUUGGACAGCUGAAGUCAUGAGAAACGUAGCAAAUUUAACAGUUAGUCGGGUUAUAUCUCUGUAUUAUCUCAGAGGAAUGCAAUCUAAUACCCAAUUUUGCUUCCAUAGAGCCAUGACUCUGAACCUUGGAAGUGCUUGUCUAGGUUCUCUCUUUGUGCCGACCAUCGAAACUAUGCGAAUCAUUGCUCGGGGUCUCAAUUUACUGGAAGGCGAAGAUGAGUUCAUGUUCUCCUGCGCCCAUUGCUGCCUCAGAGUCAUGGAGUCCAUCUUCCGAUAUGGCAAUGGCUGGGCCUAUGUUCAGAUAGCUGCAUAUGGAAAGGGAUUUGUUGAGGCAUCAGAACAAACAUGGGAGAUGUUUGAGAGGCAGCAAAUGGAGCCAAUCGUCGACUCCGACAUAACCAGCGCCAUUGGCUUCCUCACCGGAGUAUGCAGUGGCUCCAUCUGUGUCCUUGUCACGGCUUCUUGGACUUGGGCGGAGCACAAGAGCUUCACGGCCACGGUCUCGCUCAUGGCCUUCUUCAUUGGCUACCUCUUGACUCGGAUCGGAAUGGCGCUGCCACACGCAUGUGUGAGUUGUUACUACGUCUGCUAUGCUGACAACCCCCAAAACCGGCUCUUCGACAAUACCAUACAGAACCGGAUCGAGUUGAUAAAAUCUGGUGGAGAUAACGUCGUUCCAACUCCCAGAGUUCCGGUUCCUCGUCGCUUCACUGUGUAGGACGAAAUCUUAUCUAUAUGAUACAACGGCUAUACAAAUUCUAUGAGAUUGUAUCACCACCGACAAUCAAUCCGAUCGAUUGAGAUCAACCAAUGGAGUUCUUGGGCCACACCCAAUUGACACCGAGGGUUCAACUUCAACCUAACCCGGACCAAUCACAUGACUGAACCAGUUCCGCAAAGACAGAGGAGUGGGGGACCCCUCCUAGGCCCUAAAUUGUUAUUGUAGUAAACUAGUAAUGGUGAUCACAUUGUUGAUGAUGACCCUGACCCAUUAAUUUUUUUUUUUGAUCAUCGAAGAGAUGAGGAGGGAGUGAGGGACCCACAAAGAUUCUCAUCUACAAAGCUGAAUGGUGUAAAACAGAAAGGUCCGUGUAUUACAUGCAAUAUACUUUUGGGAUA